Columba livia (rock pigeon) is the source of this 3583-nucleotide messenger RNA. Its product is annotated as phospholipase A2 inhibitor gamma subunit B. Gene Ontology annotation, cellular component: extracellular region. The record is from RefSeq and is a predicted model, not a curated record. Lineage: Eukaryota; Metazoa; Chordata; Aves; Columbiformes; Columbidae. The coding region runs from base 2456 to 3421 and encodes 321 amino acids. The transcript is spliced from 6 exons. Gene Ontology annotation, molecular function: phospholipase inhibitor activity.
UUUUCCAAGUCUCUUAUUGCUGCAGAUUGUGGCUCCUCCUUGUUAUGCUUGUUUUCAUCUCUAAAAAAGCACAAGAAAAGGCUGCAGCUUCACACCCUCUCUCCAUAAGAGGUGGGAAACAGGUGAGUUCAGUGUAAUUCAGUGAGGCUAGUGUAGUCAUGUCAUUCAGGGAAAACUGCCCAGGCACUUCAGUAAUCAUCUUACAUGAAAAGGCAUGAAAUUAAAAUCACCAGAGACGGUCACAUCCACCCAUUUCCCUAUCUGUAUCUGCAGACCCACAUGUGGUUAAAUGGCAGGAUCACCCUGAUCUGAGUACCCCAGCCUACCUGGGGACAGGAUUUAAUUCAGUCUGAGGUUUAACAUCAAUGGGGUAUGAAUAUUAAACCUGGACUGGCUGCAGUCAGAAGUUUGACUUCAUCAUAACAUACCUACUGUGGCAUGAGACCCUUCCUGAGCUAAAAAAUAAGUUCAGGGUGGUGAUAUAAGCCCCAUACCUGGGAACAUUCAAGGCCAGGCUGGACAGGGCUCUGAGCAACCUGAUUUGGUUUAAGAUGUCCCUGCUCAUGGCAGGGGGGUUGGACUAGAUUUGACUCCCAACACAAAAUAUUCUAUGAUUCUAUGAUUGUAUGAUUGUAUGAUUCUAUGAUACCAUUCUCUCAGCUUUAUGGGCAUUGAAGGAUCUAGGCUUUUAUGCAUUGUAAUUAUAGUAAUUUCUGUUCUCAUAGUGCCAUGGGCUUAGCCAAGAAGAGAUCACACUGGACUACUCAAAGUAUUUGGAAAUAUCACGAGAUCACUUUUCCUCCAAAGAGGUCACAAAUGGGAAAAGCAGAUAGUAAGGCAGGAGAGAGAAACAGCAAAAGAAAGCAAAAAGAGUGAAUGGAAACAUAAGCAAGAUCUGUGAUUUUUCUCUGUGGAUUUGCAGGAAGACUUUGGUAGAGCCAAGAACAACACUUAGCUCAUUUGCACAUCAGCAGGAAACCUCAGCAGUGAAACCCUCUCUGCUCCUUCCCAAAUACCUAACCCUGCCAGGUUCGAAGAGAGACUCUGUCCAGAUCAGAUUGGAUUUCCCUGCUAUAAUACAUGAUACAUCCCCACAGGUAGCUCUGGUCCUGUGCUAGAGGUGUCCUGGGCAGUGGAAAGGACUGGGUGAGCCUCAGAAGGUCUUUGCACCUCAUAUUUGUGAUUCAUUAACGCUCUGUAUUUAUGGUCUGCAUGCCCCUGCUAUGGAAAACUCAUUGUUUGUGUUGCCCUUUUGUCUGGAGGCCAGAUGAGCCCAGCACCCCUGCUGUGCCACACAGCAAAAAGUCCACCUGGAGCAAUGUCUCACCCAAGGAACUAAAACGGCAGUUGAGAGGGUCCACAAGGGCAUUUCAGUUCUUCUUUGCUGUCCAUGCAAAUAGUCCCAGAGGACCAUAAACUAACUGUCUGUGUCUGAUCUGGUGUAGGACAAGAGUAAAGAGGAUAUCUGCAGGGUGGGGAAUAGUUUCAGUGAGGCAGCACGUGCUGAUAACACAGGCACAAGGGGAAGGGGACUUUUAGGCUGAUGACAGGUUGGUCCAUGCUGCUUAGCAUCAGCUCAUCAUGAGAUCUUAGUGCAUGGAAAACUUGCUGCAAUGUUACCCAGGCUGUGACCAGGCGGUCUCAUAGCCUGAUGCUUUCUCUCUGAUGGCUGGUUUGAUUCGGAGCCCACUGGUACAACAGAAGAGUUCCUUAUCAACCUCCAAGUGUUUUGUAUCAAAACCAGCACCCUGAAGGUCCUGUUUGCAGCUCUGACAAAUUAAACUCCAGGAACCCUUGACUGAGCCUGCUCCAAGGUGUGCAUUGGCAGUAGUUUCACAAACAGGAGCUUCGUGCCAGCUUGGAGAGGAAGCUCCCUGCUUUGCUGCUGUGCUCCAGGUAUGAGAGCUCCUGACUGUCUGAUGGGAAGGGAGUUGGGAAACCAGCCAGCAAAAACUCAGCCACGAGGAAAAUUCCCAGCUGGCCCUUGCUACACUUCUCUUCUUUGGGCCUAACGGUGAGAGCACAACAGGGCUGUUCAAAUGGUUUCUUCUCCAUCAUUCAUAUGCAUGGCGGAGGCUGAACGUUGUUCAAACAAAGUCUGUGCCGUAGACAUACCUGAUAGACCCCAGGCAAGCCAGUUUUGCCCCACAGGCUGCCUAGUCUAGACUAGGGAAAGGCAAACAGCAUUCCUUGUGCAGAGGAAAAGGCAGAACUUGUGCUUUAAAUGAAAAAAACCCAAAAACCAAAAAACAUACACUCUGUGGCAGAAUGCAAACCCCUCUCUAUCCCACUCUCUCCUUCAGUAUGGAAGGAGUAGGCACAUCUCCCUCUCUCUCUGCUACUUGAGGCUAACAGCUUCUUUUGUUUGGCCCCAGAGCACUCUGGCCAGGGCCAUUAGGAGAAGGGAGUGCCGAGGCGCCACUGAGCCGCUGGGCACCUGUGGCCGGUAUGGGGGAUGUUUGGAGGCUUCAGGGGCACCCACAGCCAGGGUGGGGGUGCAGAGAAGCUUCUAGAAUGCCUACAGUUAGAUCUGAUCAGCCAAUAUAAAAACGGGAUUCUCGUUGAGACUCCACCCAUUGUCACAGGUCUCUCGGAGCACGAGCAAGAUGCUGCCGCCGAAAGCCCCCUCCCCGGGAUGGAAACUGCGCUCGCCUUGCCGACACGGUUUAUAAAGCUCUUGUGGCACACAGUGCUGUGUUCAGCAAGACUUGGCAGCUCCCUGUGCUUACAUCCUGUCAACAUGAAAGUGUUCCUUGGCUUCAGCUUCUUCUUGGCUUUCCUGGACCCAGUGACAUCCCUUCAGUGUGAGGUUUGUCACAGCAUAGGAAAAAGCUGCUCUGGCCCCAUGAAAACCUGUACUGGUGAUGAAGAUACCUGCGGCAUCAUUCUGCAUGAGGUCAUGAUAGGGGGGAUGACAAUCCCUUCAUCCAUCAAGACCUGCCUGUCAUCCAACAUUUGCCACCUUGGCCCUAUCACCAUGAACUACGGGAAGGUAAAAGCAAGAAGCCACUUGGGUUGCUGCACGGGUGAUGAUUGUCAAACAAUCUCUGUCUCUUUGCCACCAGAUGACAACAUGCCCAAUGGAUACCAGUGUCCCGCCUGCUACAGCGUAGACUCCUUCCAGUGUGGUAACGAAAUUGUAAACUGCACCGGAUCCGAAACUCAGUGUGUUGACCUUGCUGGGUUAAUGAAUUCCGGUGGACUGUCUCUGAAAGCUGCCAUGAAGGGUUGCACCACCAUUUCUGAAUGCAGUAUUGUAGGAGAUGGAAAAAACAAUCUGGGAGUGAUGGACAUAAAGUUAAGACGGUUCCAAUGCAAACAAGCUUCUGCCGUGGCCAGAGUCUAUUCUGGGUCUGCCCCUCCAGACACCCUUUUCCUCCCUGUCCUGUCAGGAUUCAUCUUGGAGAAGUUACUUUUCUGACUCUUUCUAGUACUGGAUUAAUCAAAGCCCAUGACAAACUCCAGCACUGGUUUGCACGGAGUCUUGUUUGCUUUGGCUUCGCCUGUGUGGGGAUCUUGUUUUCAGAUUAGCUCUUCGUCUUUUAUAAUUUCACAGAAUAAAGACUUGCACUGAUUUUGUUUA